CUCCCAGGUGAUGGUUGGAGGUGGCAAAGGGGGGUUAUGGGGUAGCUCAUCCCUCAGAGCGUCUCUUUGUGCCUCUCAUCUCAGCCCCCCUGCCAGGGUGUUGUGAAACACAAGCUGCUUUUAGGAGUUCAGGAUCUUCCAAGUGGACUAUUUAAAGCUGAAUUUCUGGCUGAGAGGGGGAGGCAGCCCCUGCCACAGCACUGAAGGGCAACAGCAGCCCCCACUUCCUUGCUGGGGUAGAGGAACCAGGGUUAUUUUAAAGCCUGACAUCCCCCAGCUUGUCCAGCACGCUUCCCCUACCUGAAUUUCAGUAUGACAUCGGUGUCAUGCUACUUCCCAGAAUAAUCUGAAUUAGGGAAGUGGCUGGUUUCCCUGCAGUUGUCAUUCAGCUGUCCUGUCUAGGGGGGAUGGAGUUUGAGGGGAUGGGAGAGUUUGGAUCUCAGCAUCCCUUAUGAAGGAUGCCCUUGGUGAUAUCGGUCCAUGGGCACCAGCGUGCUCCUGGGCACUGACCUGCAAUGGUCUCCACGACACCCCUCUCUUAGAGCUGGUUCCCAUAGAAGAGCUGGGACACUUGUCACACAUGGCCGUGAUGAUUCUCUUUGUCCCAGCUGCCACACUCAUCUUUCCUUCAAAAUGGAGUUUUUCAGCUCAAGUUUUCAUUAUGCAUGUGGGAUUUUCCUUCUUGUCAUACCCCUUCUGGUACCAGACAGGGUAUGUCUGUCACGUCACUGCGAUGAUGUCACUGCCUGAUGUCACUGUGGUGAUCAGCCGCUGGAGGGGAAGCUGUGUGGGUGCAGGCGCAUACAUCUUCCUCUUGCUAUCAUGCAUGAUCUGUAGUAGAUGCUGUGUGCGGCGAGCCCCUCUCCGUGCGCCGUGAGGCAAUGGACGUGUUUUGGUGCCAGCUGCUCGCCCUCCUCCUCCUCCACCAAGCAACAUGCACCAGCGAUGGGGCAGAGGUGACUGGGGCCGUGGGCAGGUCUGUCACCUUCCACCUCAAGAACCUGGAUAGAAAAGCCACAGCCUGGAGCUUUCACAAUGAUGUCAUAGUGACGGUGAAAUUCGGCGAUCCUCCUGAAGCCACGUUUUUUGACGACAACUACAAGCCGCGCUUGGCCUUCCCCAAGAACGGCAGCGCGCUCACCAUCUCCCAGCUGAGGAUGGAUGACGCUGGUACCUACACUGCAAAGACCUUGGGGGUAAAAGCCACCUUCAUCCUGCAUGUGUACAGGGAGCUGGCAGUGCUGAUGGUGACCUGUGUGGCGCAGAACUGCUCAGCUGGUGGCUGCCUCUACACCCUGCACUGCACUGCGUUGGGCUCCGGCUCUGGCAACAUCUCCUACAACUGGAGCACUGGGGGCUUGUCAUGGCAGGAGGGGCCCACAGUGCUGGUGGAGGAGUCACCCCUGGACAAGCCACUCAUCCCGCUCACAUGCACGGCACAAAACCCUGUCAGCAGCCGCAAUGUCACCGUCAUCUCGCCUUCUGCCCUCUGUGCAGGCACCUACUCCAGCAGGCAGGCUGGAAUCAUGGCUGCAUUGGUGAUUGGAGCCGGAGCGCUUUUAGCAGUGGUUAUCUUUGUAAUCUACUGUAAAUCCAAAGGCUGGAGGAUCUUCCAUUUGCCUGCAGCCGAGGCUAUGAACACAGAGGCCAGAGCAGAGUACAUGACGGUGUACGCCCAAGUCGGCCCUUCACAGCAGGUGCACCUGCAGAAUUUCUCUAAGGCACAGCAAGAUGACCCAAAGAAGAUGCCGAAUGCCAGUGUGGAGACCUCCAAACCCAUCUAUUUCACCAUCCAGGCUCAUGGCCAUCUGCCCUGCAGGGGUUCCAGUGCUGAGCAAGGAGAUGAGCAAGACCCCAGGUUGCAGACGGAUGAUGAGAAGAUGGGCAACGGUAUGGUGUGGUGCCAGGAGCAAGAUGAGAAAAGUGUCUACUCGUCGGUCAGCUAGACAGACCAUGUGACGCAGCCCCGACACGGCUCCCUCCAGUGCACCCAUGAGCCUGCUCUGAGCGUGGUGCUCCUCUCUGCCCAGCCCUGGCCCAUGGGGCUGCAGCAUCCUCCCC
Messenger RNA from Harpia harpyja (harpy eagle), 2061 nucleotides. Its product is annotated as SLAM family member 5-like. The record is from RefSeq and is a predicted model, not a curated record. Gene Ontology annotation, biological process: T cell activation. The transcript is spliced from 8 exons. Gene Ontology annotation, cellular component: external side of plasma membrane. The coding region runs from base 882 to 1946 and encodes 354 amino acids. NCBI's taxonomy places the organism in Eukaryota, Metazoa, Chordata, Aves, Accipitriformes, Accipitridae.